GUAGCUUAGAGACCACGGAAAAUAAACAAGAGAGCGUCGGGCCUGUUUGCGGCGUUUGUACGAUGACUGGAACUGUGUACGGUGCCCGAAACCCCGCUGUUGCCGGCUGCGAUAAAGGCGAUUACGAUGAACAAAUCCGACGUAUUCAGGCACAUCUCCGGGAUAGUGAAUCAAAGAGGGUGGAAUUGGAAAGGAAAAUGCUUGAAUACAGCACACCUGAUACUUCCGUAACUAAAUUGAAAUAUACAAAUCUAAAAAAAUAUUUAAAUGAAAUAUGUGAACGGCAGAAGAAAUCUCUGCUCCGAAACCAAGAUUUAUUAAAAGAAUUUGAUUGCAUUGAAGCUCACAUUAGGAAGUUUGCUUCAAGAUCAGAGUCUCUUCAAAAGCUAAAGGCAGAAUAUGAAAAAGAAAUUAAAAAUAAGCUGUUAGUUGAGAGAAAAGAUAUGUUUAAACAUGAAAUGAGAGGUGCUACUAAACAUCAGAUGAUUCCAGAAGCAAGGCAGUCAGGAAUUAAUGCCAGCACAGCCACGUCAAGAGGACUAUAUCAUACAGCAACUAUCUUUAUGGGCCGCCAAAUGUCAGCUGUCUCAAGCGUUGAAGAUUUCAGUGCACUGCAGAAGUCUGAACUCACAAAGAGCUUUUCAAUUUCUGACCCACAUUCCUAUAGACAACCAUCACAGAGCUGCUACAUGACAGACAGCUGUGUAGUUCAAACUAAUAAUGAUCUACAGUGCUCAAAUAAGUCUGACAAAAUAGAUGGGAAGACAUCUCUGCUGAAAGGUGAAGAAAUGCCAGUCAUAUCCAGUGUAUCAUAUGAGAAUGAAAGAGCUUGUUUAACAGGGGAAAGUAUAGCAAAUAAUGACAGCAAAAAUUUUGUGGAAAACAAUGUCCACCCUGAACCUAAAUCUCUGCUACACAGAAAAUUAAGUUCUGAGAACAUAUCCACCAGUUUGAAAAGUUACAGUUCCUGCAAAUCACUGACCCGUGAACAUUCUUUACUAUAUGAACAAGGAACUAAAGAGCCAAUCUCGUUGAUCAAUGAUCCCGGCAUACUUGUUUCUGCCAAUGAGUGCUCAGAAGAAAAAUUCCCAGUUUUGGGGAGCACCAUGCACUUGGACAAAAAUAUACUGCAGGAGGAAGAUAAAAGUUUAAGUAGCAGCACUGAUCUUACUGUUUCAUUGAGUGAGGAGGAAGAGGAAUCGAAUUCUUUGAAAUUACAACGAAAUAUAAACAGUACAGAUUACAAACUUGAUGACAUAAUAUGUAAUAAUGAAGAAUAUUUUCAAAAAAAAAAUUCAACUGAGCACUCAUCUUCUGACCCCAAACUAAGGGAAUGCCUGUCAUUUGAAGGGUUUUGUCAUGUCUUAACUUUCAUAGAAGAACUAGUGGCCAAAGUAUCUUCUGGAUGCUCGGCAUUAUACCAGAGAGGAACUGCUAAUACAGCAGAACUAAAGAAGCUUAUAAGCCUCUGUAAUAAAGGUGACAACUUGGCACAAGAAAACUUUGAGACAUGUGAAGCACUUGUCCUUUAUCAACUUCAAAAAUUAUUGCAAAAUACAAUGAAUGGGUGCCUUUUACAAGAUAAAAUGCUUAAUGACAAAAGGGAAAGACUGAAUGAAGAACAAAGCAGAUCUGAAUUGGUAUCUGAUUUUACUAAGAUUUGGGAACGUUUAAGCAAACACAUCUUAUUCUUGCAAAAGUAUCACAUUUUACUCAGACAAGAAGUGAAAGACAUGUUUGGUACCCUAUUGAUUUUGGAGAGUCAUAAACAAGAAACCCCGACUUCUUCAGUGUUGAAAGACUUUGUAGAAGAUUGUGAAGACAGAUCAUUUUCCUGUAACGAUCAAACCUCCUAUAAUUCACAAGCGAAAAAUACCCCAGAAAAGCCAGGUUUGAACAUCAGUGGCUUAAAGGAACAAAAAAGUAAUGGAACCAGUUCUGAGCCCAGUUUUUCAUCUCUGGAGAGGAAAAGCUCUUUGUCAAGAGAUGAAAAUCAAAGAGGAAUAUCUACAAUAAAAUCUAAAGCUUUUUGGGGUGAGUCUGAUGACAGCAAUUCUGAUAUUGAAGCAGCCCUACGCCCUCAGCAACAGUGUUCACAAGAAGAUGGAUUCAGUGAUUUCUAUGACUAACUUGAUACUCAUUUACAAACGAAUGAUAAAAAGCCAGUAGCAAUUUUUCAGGAUGAAAGUGGUUUCAGAAAAGGUCAAUCUGGAUUGGAUAUCCUGGUGGCAUUUUUAUGUACCUUACCAUAGCCACUUCUUCACACCAAAUUAUCCUGUCAGCCUACUUUCAACCAAUAUGUUUAUGAAUGAUUGUAAUAUUAUUCUUGAAAACCAAGCUAAGAGCACCAAAACUGCAACAGUCUAAGAUUUAUACCUGGAUUUGAAACACAUUUGAAAUUUGAAGUACACAGAAGCAAGGGGGAGAGUAAUUUUGGAGCUGGAAAAUUGUAGGCCUUUAAUUUAUAUAUUCCCUCCUAUACCUGUUCCUUGAUCCAAGUUGCUUGGUUGAAAAGUGUGUUCUUAUGCUUGAAUGGCCAUCAGACUAAUGAAUUCAGUUCAAGACAAAGCAACCAUGAUGUUUAUUAAUGCUAUUAUGAAUUUUGCAUUAAAUAAAAAGCAACUGAUUAGACUGGGACCUUGUUUGUAUUUGUAGCUUUAACCAUCCACUACUGUUUACAUCAGGAAGGAAGCUUUUAGUUAUGAAAAUAGUU
Notechis scutatus (mainland tiger snake) is the source of this 2713-nucleotide messenger RNA. It is a transcript of the gene KIZ, whose product is annotated as kizuna centrosomal protein. The record is from RefSeq and is a predicted model, not a curated record. Gene Ontology annotation, cellular component: centrosome. NCBI's taxonomy places the organism in Eukaryota, Metazoa, Chordata, Lepidosauria, Squamata, Elapidae. Gene Ontology annotation, biological process: spindle organization.